Messenger RNA from Sporisorium graminicola, 456 nucleotides. RefSeq lists its product as uncharacterized. The transcript has a single exon. Bases 1 to 456 code for a protein of 151 amino acids. Gene Ontology annotation, molecular function: structural constituent of ribosome. The record is from RefSeq and is a predicted model, not a curated record. Gene Ontology annotation, cellular component: mitochondrial large ribosomal subunit; ribosome. Gene Ontology annotation, biological process: translation. NCBI's taxonomy places the organism in Eukaryota, Fungi, Basidiomycota, Ustilaginomycetes, Ustilaginales, Ustilaginaceae.
AUGCCUCGCCUAUCACCAUUCCGACCGCUCCUGCGGCUCGCAUCUACCAGCACCAGCACUGCCACAACCACCACCACCACCACCACCACCACAGCGCUUCCACCGGUCGCAUCCACAUCCUACGCCCGCUUUGCAACCGCACCCCUCCUAACGCGCUCUGCGCCCACCGUCUCUCCCUACCUGCGCACCGCGCUCCGACCAGCCACACCAUCGCUACUCUCCACCACAUCAACCUCGAGCGUUCUCUCGCUGCUUUCACCCUCCUCUAGCCCCAGUGGGGUCUCUACGGCGGCGCUCGGCCAGCAGACAAGAAGCGUGACGUACGGGUCCGAGUACCAGCCCUCGCAACGCAUCCGCAAGCGUCGACACGGGUUCCUCGCCAGGAACAAGACCAAGAAUGGCCGCAAGACGAUCAUGAGGAGGCGGUUCAGGGGGAAGGCGAAGCUGAGUCAUUGA